Molecule: messenger RNA, 1307 nt
Organism: Arabidopsis lyrata subsp. lyrata
Lineage: Eukaryota; Viridiplantae; Streptophyta; Magnoliopsida; Brassicales; Brassicaceae
Product: putative F-box/kelch-repeat protein At5g28160
Exons: 1
Coding region: 31-1125 (364 amino acids)
Molecular function (GO): protein binding
Source: RefSeq, a predicted model, not a curated record
GUGUAUUUUAACCUUACGUUCUCUGCCGCUAUGGAUCCAUCGCAGACAAAGAAGGACACGUCUCCAUUGUUUUUGUCACUUCCUGAUGAUAUCAUCUUGACCUGUUUAGCCCGCAUAUCGAGAUCAUACUACCCGAAACUCGUCCUAGUCUGCAAGAAAUUUCGUUCUCUCAUCGUCUCAAAAGAGCUCAUCGAUGCACGAAUUCAUCUUGACACACAUGAAACCGUAUUUCAAAUCCGUUUACAGCUUACCAAGAAUCAUUUUCCCUCUUGGUACACCCUCUGGAUUAAACCUGGUCAAAUCCUAACCAACCAACUCGAAGAGAAGAAGACGACGUCAAACAAAAAUAUUCGGUUGGUAAAAAUACCUUCUUGUUAUUCUUAUGUACCAUCUCGCAUCCGUUGGCCUGGUUCAGAAAUGUAUGGAAUCAGCCUAUCCAGUACUCCGUCCUCCAUCAUGGAGUUCCAAAACAAAGAGACUGGGUUAUGGUGUAAAGCCCCCGACAUGCGUGUAGCUCGAGAGAAAGCUAUUGCAGGCGUCCUUGAUGGCAAAAUAUACGUAAUGGGCGGUGCCGGGGCUGACGAAUCCGUCAACUGGGGUGAGGUUUUCGACCCAAAGACUCAAACUUGGGAAUCUUUACAUGACCCUGGGGCUGAGCACCGGUUUUCUUCAAUUAGAAAAAUAGGUAUGAUAGAAGGAGAAAUUUACGUUCUAAGCAAUGAGGAGUGGGAUUCUGUUUAUGAUCCAAAAGAAGGUAAAUGGGAUGUUACAAGAAGAACAUUUGUACACUGUAUAAUAGAUGAUGUAUGGUAUUAUUAUGGUCAAGAGAGCUGCUUAUGGUAUGAUACAAAUAGUGACCAAUGGAGAAUGGUCAGAGGUUUAGCUACGUUUAAUGAAAAUUGUGGUUACCGUAUGAUUGACAUAGCUAACUACAAUGGGAAACUUCUAAUCUUAUGGGACAACAAGCAUGAUUCAUUUCUAUUAAAGGAUAUUUGGUGUGCCGUGAUUACACUUGAAAGACGCAAUGGUAAUGAUGAAGUUUGGGGAAAUGUUGAGUGGGCUAGUAUUGUACUUACGGUUCCCAGGUCAUAUGUUUUCUUCUGUGGUCGAGGAUUUGAGAGUUGAUCAAAUCUAUUCAUGUUUUUGUUUCCAUGAUCAAUAUUGCCAAUGGCUUUUUAUUUUCCUUUCCUUUAUCCUUUAGUGUACUAUUGCUUUUAUAUUUAAGUUAAACUAUUGUCAACUUUAACGAGAAAUACAUCCAGCUAGAAAAUAACAAGUUUUAGACUUACUUGUAACUACUAAAUGAG